AUGGUGCUAAAGGUUGGAUUUUAAGGAGGAACUGGCGCCCGGAAAGUCGUGCUCCGAUUGGAAGGUGGGGCGAGUGCCCGGUGGACAAGUGCACCUUAUUCUGCACCCCGGUGCCAGCCUCGGGAACUGCACGCGGUACCCCCACCCCCAACUCCCACGCAGAUUACAGUGUGGCGUGCCGGGCUCCCCCGGCGGACGAGACUAGUGGUUCACUCCGUCCCGCCCACGCAGAGGCUGCUCACUGGCUCCCACAGCGUUUCAGGACUCUUUGGUCAGACCCCUAAAAGGAAGGAGCUUGGCCUUCGCCCUCAGACUUUCUUAAGGGUAGGGAGCGUUGUCUUCGGUUCUGCCCCCUCGCACUCAGCCCCAGACUGGCUCUCAGCCUCCACCCUCGGACUUGUGCCUAGGAACAAAUCCGAGGUUCUUGCCUUCAGACCUGGGGAGAGGGUUAGACCUCCACUCUCAGGCUCUGAAAAGGGCUUCUUCAGGGCUUGCUCUCUAUCUGAGCUCCUCUCACUCCUCCACACCUCAAGACGCUCCAGGAUGCAGAACAGACACACAGACACUCCACGAGGAUCAAAGAUCUUUAAAUAA
Molecule: messenger RNA, 594 nt
Organism: Galeopterus variegatus (Sunda flying lemur)
Lineage: Eukaryota; Metazoa; Chordata; Mammalia; Dermoptera; Cynocephalidae
Product: chromosome unknown open reading frame, human C19orf73
Source: RefSeq, a predicted model, not a curated record